Pleuronectes platessa (European plaice) is the source of this 3365-nucleotide messenger RNA. Its product is annotated as somatostatin receptor type 5. Gene Ontology annotation, cellular component: neuron projection; membrane. Gene Ontology annotation, biological process: regulation of insulin secretion; cellular response to glucocorticoid stimulus; neuropeptide signaling pathway. The record is from RefSeq and is a predicted model, not a curated record. Gene Ontology annotation, molecular function: neuropeptide binding; somatostatin receptor activity. The coding region runs from base 387 to 1487 and encodes 366 amino acids. NCBI's taxonomy places the organism in Eukaryota, Metazoa, Chordata, Actinopteri, Pleuronectiformes, Pleuronectidae. The transcript has 4 exons.
UGGCAGUGCGCGGAGGCACAAACAGACCCUGAGGUUAACUUGGAAGGAGCUGAGGACGGCGUUUCACCAUGCAGAGAGGAUUCCCUUCAGAAUUUGAACUGUGAGGGGUAAAUCCUGGAGAAUCAGACACACCGUGCCAUACAUGCGCCGCGGGUGAUGGAGAUGUAAUCGUGCUGUCAUCAAGAAAAUGCGUCAACAUGAAAAGUCAAGUGUGAGCUGGAUUCUGAGGGGACAGGAGCGACGCAGCUUGAUUUCAACCUCACGCAACGUAUGAAUACUUCAGGAGACGCGCAUCACAGCAGCGCAUAGUGGAGAGGAAAAGGCGCACGGGAGCGCACAGGUACUUCCUACUGUAAUCCAAUCGGAUUAGCGAUUCCUCCUUCAACAUGGAUGGUUUCAACUGGACGUCGACAUCUGUGAACGUCACAGGGGCCUCCUCCAAGCUCCACCGCAACUACACCUACAACAAUUCCUCAGAGACGCAGGCGCCAAUGCCCUUCGGCGUGGUCACCGCUGUCAUCUACCCCAUCGUCUUCGUCGUGGGAUUUCUGGGUAACACGCUGGUCAUCUAUGUGGUGGUCCGCUACGCCAAGAUGAAAACUGUAACAAACAUGUACAUCCUCAAUUUAGCCUUGGCGGACGAACUCUACAUCUUGGGAAUUCCCUUCCUUGGGACUAACAGUGCACUUUCCUAUUGGCCAUUUGGGGAUUUCUUCUGCAAGGUGUACAUGACUGCUGACGCCAUGAGCCAGUUUAGCUCCACCUUUUGCCUAACGGUAAUGAGCAUUGAUCGCUACCUGGCCGUGGUUUAUCCUAUUCGCAGCUCCAAAUGGCGAAAGCCAAAGGUGGCCAAGGUGUUCAAUGGCAUGGUGUGGGUUGUGGCCUUCCUGAUCGUGCUGCCAGUCACUAUUUACUCGCAUGUACAGGAGAAUUUUGACACCUGCAACGUGACCUGGCCUGAUCCAACAGAUUUGUGGUCCAUUGUCUUCAUCCUCUACACAUCCAUCCUGGGCUUCUUUGGUCCGCUCCUUGUCAUCAGCCUCUGCUACCUGAUCAUUGUCAUCAAGGUGAGGUCUGCAGGUGUGCGUGCAGGCCUGACUAAGCGGCGGAGGUCGGAGCGCAAGGUGACGCGUAUGGUGGUGGUCAUCGUGUUGGUGUUUGUUCUUUGCUGGCUGCCCUUCUUUACUGCCAAUCUUGUCAACCUGGUUUAUAUCAUCCCUGAGACCAAUUCAAACGCCACAGUCUACUUCUUCCUGGUCAUCCUCACCUACGUCAACUCCUGUGCCAAUCCAAUCCUCUACGGCUUCCUCUCCGACAACUUCAAGCAGAGCUUCCAGAAAGUGCUCUGCUCCUACAAACCCAAUGGCGUUAGCACCACGGACCAGAUGAGAGGCAGACAAACCGCCACCAAGGCUGUCCAGAUGGAGGUUGUUGACUGCCGUGACGCGGAGCCUUUCACCUCAAAAACAGUAGUGAAUGGUCAGUGAAUACUGCGACCCGCCAUGUACCGGUGUGGUAACUACCACAUGGAGGUCAGACAGUUUACCCCUGGAUAUUUUAUUAUUCUGUACGUCCAGUCUUUAAUGCUAACCCUAACCCUUCCUCUCUGACUGGGACAUUUCUUGAAAAGGACCCGAGGAGAACCCUGGAGAGAAAACUUCUUACAGCGUUCAUCACUAAGCAUUUUUGUUUGUACUCUAUGGGCCUGAUCUACCAAGAUCCCAAAUAAAAAGUGCUAAAUUGCGUUUGAAUUAUAACAGAUCUCACGUUUGGUUGAUGGCCGCUGUGCGGGUGAUCUACUAACAAUAAUUGCGUAACUGAUAACAGGUGCAAACAUGGUGGAGGCAGUUAUAUAGUGUUUUGCGUGCGUUACUGGUUUCCGCCAUGGACUUUUAAGGAGAGCAGAGAUUCCAUGGAAUUGGAGGUGUUAGUGGAAGAGGCAAACAAACAUGUUGUUGAGCUACAGCAAAGAAAUAUUAACAACGCUGUGCUGAUUAGCACCUACCUUUCCAACAUUCUAAAUAUAGACGCAGUCACAAUCCCUGCAGUUAUUUUCAGGCUUUGUAAAUCACAUUGCAUGGGAUCAAUUAAACUAUUUGCAUCUACUCAUCCCAAUAUUUUGUGCCCUUGGGUUGAAACGCCCGAUAUUGCAUAUUCAUUAAGGCAAACGUACUAAAUGGACAGUUUGUGUUAUUCUGACACCGUUAGUAGAUAAGCUUGCAUGUUUUUUUGCGGGUGAAAUCAAGGUUUGCAUACGUUUUCCCACGUGCAAAUCUUUAGUAGAUCAGGCUCUAUGUGUUUGUACUGUUACCAUAUUGACUGCAUUGUAGGCCUCAAAGUGUGUGUAUUGAUGUAUGAUCUCAAAAGUCAUAAAAUCCUGGUCAUUCUCAAAAAGCUUUAGGUAUAACCAGACUUUUAUUGUGAAACAGGCAUUCAUUCAUUUUUGUAUUUGAUCACAUUUUAGUGAGAGUUCUUGUUGUCUGAUCUGCUUUGAUUUGAGAAUGUUCAUUAUUUCAUUUGACCUGCUACAACCAGAGAGAUCACUGUUCUGCAGGUUAUUGUAAAGUUGGUUGAAAUGUGUUGAGUGUCAUAACAAAUCUUUUUGGUAAUAUCUCCUGCUCUCUCACAUUGCUGACCACUGACAUUGGUGGAGGGAUCGUUUUUCCAUCCUUUGCAACAUGUCAUAUCCUCACUCACCAGUUAUCUGAGCUUGACUGGACCGUUAAGGCUGACAUUUCAUACCCACAUCAUUGGGAAUGUGCGGGACAACACUGUUGCGUCUCCAUAGUUGUAACUUGAGCCAAGAAAAGACCAAAUUUGAGCUCAUUCGAAAAGCUGGAAAUAGAGAUACGAGGUAUUUCUAUUUGAAACACUGUGUAUUUUAAAUUUGAUCAUUUUGAACAGACUGCGGAUUCAUGAUGCUCCUACAUAGUUUUGCGAUUAUGAAUUAUAAACAUCUGCUCAUGUUGCUUUAAUCCAACGCAGAACAAUGUCGGCUGCUGACAUGAAACACAGAUCAUUUAUUGUGCAUUCAUGUCUUCACUAAUGUCUUAGUUUGAUUUUGCCGUAAAUGUUUUCUGCAACACUUACCAGACGGAGGAAGAAGAUGAAGAAGUGUAUUUUUUUCCCAAUGAGCAGACAACUGGUAAAAAUGUUGAUUUACUUUGUGUUAUGACUUUAGGACUUAGACUUACCACCGAAAUAAAACAUUUACAAUCAGAAAAUCUGUUGCAAGCACAGAAUAGAGAGACGGUUUCCAGUUUCCAUGUGGGCUAACUUUUGUUUGUUGUUGGUGUUGGGGUUUUGUUUGAUUUUCCCCGGCAUAAUGAUAUAGCAAUGUUAAUAAAUGUUACAGUGUCAUUUAA